AUGUCAUAUUUGCUCAACUGUUUGUUUUCUCUGCCGUAUACACUUGUGUCUACUGGUAAAACAUACUUCUACUUGACCUUUGUGUCUACUGGUAAAACAUACUUCUACUUGACCUUUGUGUCUACUGGUAAAACAUACUUCUACUUGACCUUUGUGUCUACUGGUAAAACAUACUUCUACUUGACCUUUGUGUCUACUGGUAAAACAUACUUCUACUUGACCUUUGUGUCUACUGGUAAAACAUACUUCUACUUGACCUUUGAGUCUACUGGUAAAACAUACUUCUACUUGACCUUUGUGUCUACUGGUAAAACAUACUUCUACUUGACCUUUGUGUCUACUGGUAAAACAUACUUCUACUUGACCUUUGAGUCUACUUGUAAAACAUACUUCUACUUGACCUUUGAGUCUACUGGUAAAACAUACUUCUACUUGACCUUUGUGUCUACUGGUAAAACAUACUUCUACUUGACCUUUGAGUCUACUGGUAAAACAUACUUCUACUUGACCUUUGUGUCUACUGGUAAAACAUACUUCUACUUGACCUUUGAGUCUACUGGUAAAACAUACUUCUACUUGACCUUUGAGUCUACUGGUAAAACAUACUUCUACUUGACCUUUGUGUCUACUGGUAAAACAUACUUCUACUUGACCUUUGUGUCUACUGGUAAAACAUACUUCUACUUGACCUUUGUGUCUACUGGUAAAACAUACUUCUACUUGACCUUUGUGUCUACUGGUAAAACAUACUUCUACUUGACCUUUGAGUCUACUGGUAAAACAUACUUCUACUUGACCUUUGUGUCUACUGGUAAAACAUACUUCUACUUGACCUUUGAGUCUACUGGUAAAACAUACUUCUACUUGACCUUUGUGUCUACUGGUAAAACAUACUUCUACUUGACCUUUGAGUCUGCUUGUUUAACCAUCGUCUAG
Molecule: messenger RNA, 936 nt
Organism: Physella acuta
Lineage: Eukaryota; Metazoa; Mollusca; Gastropoda; Physidae
Source: RefSeq, a predicted model, not a curated record